This is a messenger RNA of Nyctereutes procyonoides (raccoon dog), 2089 nucleotides long. RefSeq names its product cholinergic receptor nicotinic beta 4 subunit (gene CHRNB4). The record is from RefSeq and is a predicted model, not a curated record. Lineage: Eukaryota; Metazoa; Chordata; Mammalia; Carnivora; Canidae. Bases 65 to 1528 code for a protein of 487 amino acids. Gene Ontology annotation, biological process: signal transduction; chemical synaptic transmission; regulation of membrane potential. The transcript has 6 exons. Gene Ontology annotation, cellular component: postsynaptic membrane; neuron projection; synapse. Gene Ontology annotation, molecular function: transmembrane signaling receptor activity; acetylcholine-gated monoatomic cation-selective channel activity.
GUCGCGGCCCGCGGGGUGACCCGGCGGCCGGCCUCGCCGCAGCUGCCCCUCCGCCCCGCCCGCCAUGAGGAGCGCGCAGCCCCUGGUCCUUCUGUCCCUGGUGGCUUUUUGCCGGCGCGGGGACUGCCGCGUGGCCAACGCAGAGGAGAAGCUGGUCGACGACCUUCUAAACAGAACCCGCUACAACAACCUGAUCCGGCCGGCCACCAGCUCAGCCCAGCUCAUCUCCAUCCAGCUGCAGCUCUCGCUGGCGCAGCUCAUCAGCGUGAAUGAGCGUGAACAGAUCAUGACCACCAACGUCUGGCUGAAACAGGAGUGGACCGACUACCGUCUGGCCUGGAACAGCUCCCGCUACGAGGGCGUCAACAUCCUGAGGAUCCCCGCCAAGCGCAUCUGGCUGCCCGACAUUGUGCUUUACAACAACGCCGACGGGACCUACGAGGUGUCUCUCUACACCAAUGUGGUGGUGCGCUCCAACGGCAGCAUCCUGUGGCUGCCGCCCGCCAUCUACAAGAGUGCCUGCAAGAUCGAGGUCAAGCACUUCCCCUUCGACCAGCAGAACUGCACCCUCAAGUUCCGUUCCUGGACCUAUGACCACACGGAGAUCGACAUGGUGCUCAAGUCACCCACGGCCAGCAUGGACGACUUCACCCCCAGCGGCGAGUGGGACAUCGUGGCGCUGCCUGGGCGCAGGACGGUGAACCCGCAGGACCCCAGCUACGUGGACGUGACGUACGAUUUCAUCCUGCGGCGCAAGCCGCUCUUCUACACCAUCAACCUCAUCAUCCCCUGCCUGCUCAUCACCUCGCUGGCCAUCCUGGUCUUCUACCUGCCAUCCGACUGCGGCGAGAAGAUGACGCUGUGCAUCUCCGUGCUGCUGGCGCUCACCGUCUUCCUGCUGCUCAUCUCCAAGAUAGUGCCGCCCACGUCCCUGGACGUGCCGCUCAUCGGCAAGUACCUCAUGUUCACCAUGGUGCUGGUCACCUUCUCCAUCGUCACGAGCGUCUGUGUGCUCAAUGUGCACCACCGCUCGCCCAGCACCCACACCAUGGCGCCCUGGGUCCGGCGCUGCUUCCUGCACAAGCUGCCCACCUUCCUCUUCAUGAAGCGCCCCGACAGCAGCCCCUCGAGGGCCCCCCGGCCCGGCCAGCCGCAGCCCAGCGGGACCGAGGCCGCCGCCCCCCAGCCCUACGGGAGCCCUGUGUACCCUGUGAAUCCCACACCUGCGGCCCCCAAGUCCCCAGCGGGCUCGGGCUCCGGCGUGGGGUCCACGGCCCGAGACCUCCGGCUGAGGGCUUCCGGGAGGUUCCGGCGGGACGUGCAGGAGGCCUUAGAGGGCGUCAGCUUCAUCGCCCGGCACAUGCAGAGUGACGACCGAGACCAGAGCGUCGUGGAGGACUGGAAGUACGUGGCCAUGGUGGUGGACCGCCUGUUCCUCUGGGUGUUUGUGGUCGUGUGUGUGCUGGGCACUGUGGGGCUCUUCCUGCCGCCACUCUUCCAGACCCACACCCCCUCGGACGGGCCCUAGGCCCCCAGGGUGGCAGGGGGGAGGUGGCACAAGCAGCCAACUGGGCAGUUUGCUGCUUCCUUCUGAGCGAUGGCUGAGGAGGCCCUAAGAACAUCACCGCGCGCAAACCACCAGUCAGGGGACAGGAUGGAAGCCCCAGCUGUCAUCUCUGAAAGCCCCGGGGAACCCAGCAGAACCCCUCCCUGCACCGGGGAGUACGCGGGGCAUCACAGCCGCACCCCUGUGUGCCAGGAAUCCUGCCCGUAGCCCGGCCCAGCUGUCACCCCAUCGCUCUCCACUCCCCCGCCCACCAGCCCAUGGGACUCCUCUCAGACCCCUACACACUUCUGGAUUCUUCCAGCUCAAAGCCUGUGCAUUUGCUGUACCUGCUGCCCCGCCCGUCUGCCCGGGGGCUGCGCCCUGGCUGCGGUCCAUUGUCUGCUCCCAUGUCCCCUCCCCGAGAAGCCUUCCUCGGCCCUCCUGGGCACCUCAAGUUCUCAGUGCUGCUGUGUCGUUCCACGUUGCACCCACUUGAGUGUGAGCUCUGAGACAGCAGGAAGUGUCCUUCGUGCUGGCGGCACC